Saccharomycopsis crataegensis is the source of this 1635-nucleotide messenger RNA. RefSeq lists its product as uncharacterized. The record is from RefSeq and is a predicted model, not a curated record. The coding region runs from base 1 to 1635 and encodes 544 amino acids. NCBI's taxonomy places the organism in Eukaryota, Fungi, Ascomycota, Saccharomycetes, Ascoideales, Saccharomycopsidaceae. The transcript has a single exon. Gene Ontology annotation, cellular component: mitochondrion. Gene Ontology annotation, molecular function: fatty acyl-CoA hydrolase activity. Gene Ontology annotation, biological process: acyl-CoA metabolic process.
AUGCUCAGGACUCUUGUCACAAGAACCACCCCUCGUGUGGGCUACCGCCACUUCUCCCGCUCCCUUAUUGCUGCCCAAGGGAAACCCGAGGUCAGUGACUACCUUGAUAAGGCAUCGGAGGCCCCCGAUGCUACAGCAACCAUCCUCAACGAUUUGAUCCACGAAGCUAAAAGAAUCCAACUGCAAAAAAGCGCCACCUGGUUCCAGGCCUUGACCGAACGUCAGAAACAAUUGGCUCUGGGUAAAGUCCUUGACUCAUACUCCUACACCACCGCCGGCACCGCAGACAUCAAGGAAAAGAAAAGAGCCGACUCGUUCUCGUUCUUGUUGUUGCCAUUCAAGGAAGAUCAAUGGUUGUUGGACUCUUAUAUCAACGCCUUUGGUAGACUCAAAGUUGGUCAAUUGUUCCAGGACCUUGACGCGUUGGCUGGGACCAUUGCUUACAAGCACACCUCCCCUGCAGAACCAAUGAUUGUCACCGCUAGUGUCGAUCGUAUUUGCAUGUUGCAAAGAGUCGACGAGAUCUCUAAGUACAACUUGAUGGUUUCGGGUUCAGUGGUGUGGGUGGGCCGCUCGUCUAUGGAAAUUAGCAUCAAGGCCAGUUUCACCGAAGACGCCUUCCCUCCAGAAUCGGAAAUCACCGAAGAUUUUGUCAAAGAUGAAAAUGUCUUUUUGUCCGCCAAUUUCACCUUUGUUGCCAGAAACCCAGAAACCCACCGUUCUACCCCAAUCAACAGAUUCUUGCCUCUCAAUGAAAAAGAAUGGGUCGAUUACACCAGAGCGGAAUCCCAUAAUGCCGCCAAGAAGUUGAGAGCUAAGGAUAGGCAGUUGACCACCAACGUCCCAACCACCGAAGAAACCGAAUUGAUGCACAAUCUUUGGAAAGCCUCGACUAAAUUGAAGGAACAAAUCGGCGAUACCGGGAUCAAACCAAAGAAUUUGGCGUUCAUGAAUGAUACUGUGUUGAAAUCCGUGAUGUUUAUGCAGCCUCAGUACCGUAAUCGUCACAGUUAUAUGAUCUUUGGGGGUUACUUGAUGAAACAAGCGUUUGAAUUGGCGUACUGUAAUUCUGCUGCCUUCUCCCACGCCCCACCAAGAUUCAUUUCCCUCGACGCUACCAGUUUCACCAACCCGGUUCCUGUGGGCAGUGUCUUGUACCUUAAAUCUAAAGUGGUGUACACCGAGCAUAUUCCAGAAAGCGACCCUGAAGCUGAAGCCGCUAACCACAGCGACGCCAUUGCUUCCGAUCCUCAUACCACCGAUGCCCAACUCGAUGAAUACUUCAAACUUUACGGGUCUUCGCAAUUCAUCAAUAUGUCUAAUGAUCCAAAAGAUUUCCUUAACAAAGCAGGUACUAUUGUUCAAGUGAAGGUCGACACCAGUGUGAGAUCAUUGAACCACGAUGCCCACCAAAAGACCGGGACUUUUAUUUACUCAUUCUUUGUGCCAAAAUACUCUUAUGAAAAUGAGAAUCUCGGGGUGGGUAAUCAAACCGUCGCCAGUGGUAGAGAAGUUAAGAAUGGUCAUUACGCGGUGGUUCCAGAAAGUUACAGUGACAUGAUCAAUUUCAUUGAAGGGAAGAGAAGAGCCAAGGAAACUGCCGAAAGUUUUAAGCAAUUGAGACAAAACAUUUAA